CCUCCGGGAUUCUGUUCCAUCCACUCACACACAGUUAUGAUAAGGAGAGUGAAGUGUGAGCUAAAUAGGGAGGAGGCCUGGGCAAGGUCAUUUCUGCCAGAACGCCAGAGAUGCUAAGAUCUCAAGGGUGCCAUAUACAUAAACAGAUGCUACAUUAGAGAAGUAAAACAAUAUACAUACAUAUAGCGAGAGGGAGUAAAAAUGAGGGUCCCUAUAUAUGAGGAUGUAAAGGGUGAAACUGAAGAGGAAAAAGCAGAGGAAGAAGAAAAUGAAGAAGACAAGGUAUUCUUUAAGCCUGUUAUUGAAGACCUGAGCAUGGAAUUGGCCAGAAAAUGCACCGAACUCAUUAGUGAUAUCCAUUAUAGAGAAGAGUAUAAAAAAUCUAAGGACAAGUGUACAUUUGUGACUGACACUCCGAUGCUAAACCACGUAAAAAAUAUUGGUGCUUUUAUUUCUGAGGCAAAAUACAAAGGUACCACUAAGGCGGACCUCUCCAAUUCUCUCUAUAAGCAGAUGCCAGCUACAAUUGACAGUGUCUUUGCAAGAGAAGUCACGCAGCUUCAGAGUAAGAUCGCCUACAAGCAGAAACAUGAUGCUGCCAGAGGACUCUCAGAUUACACCCAUAUGAAGGAGCCACCUGCCAUGGAGGUCAAUAAACACCAGAGUAAUAUUUCUUAUAGAAAAGAUAUGCAGGACACCCACAUGUAUAACGCAGAGCUCAACAGACCAGACAUCAAGAUGGCAACACAGAUCUCCAAGAUCGUAAGCAAUGCAGAAUACAAGAAAGGCCAAGGAGUAAUGAAUAAAGAGCCUGCUGUAAUUGGAAGACUAGAUUUUGAACAUGCUGUUGAAGCUUCUAAACUUUCUAGUCAAAUUAAAUACAAAGAAAAAUUUGAUAAUGAAAUGAAGGAUAAGAAACAUCAUUACAAUCCCCUUGAAAGUGUUUCUUUUAAGCAAAGCCAGCUUGCCACUGAGCUGGCAAGCAAUCGGGAGUAUAGGAAAAUGUUUGAGGAAAACAAAGGCAUGUAUCAUUUUGAUUCGGACGCUGCAGAACACCUGCACCACAAAGGCAACGCCAUCCUCCAGAGUCAGGUUAAAUACAGAGAAGAAUAUGAAAAAAAUAAGGGGAAAUCGAUGCUUGAAUUUGUUGAGACACCGUCAUAUCAAGCUUCAAAGGAGGCCCAGAAGAUGCAGAGUGAGAGAGUUUACAGAGAGGAUUUUGAGAGGGAGAUUAAAGGAAGGUCAUCACUGGAUUUAGACAAGACUCCAGAAUUUCUACAUGUAAAGUACAUCACCAACUUACUGAAGGAGAAGGAAUAUAGAAAAGAUUUGGAAAAUGAAAUAAAAGGGAAAGGAAUGGAUCUUAAUUCAGAAGUUCUUGAUAUUCAAAGAGCAAAACGAGCAUCUGAAAUAGCUAGUGAGAAAGAAUACAAGAAAGACCUGGAGUCAGAAAUUAAAGGGAAAGGAAUGCAAGUUGGCAUUGAUACCCUUGAAAUACAACAUGCCAAAAAAGCUUCAGAGAUAGCUUCAGAGAAAGACUAUAAAAGAGAUCUGGAGACUGAAAUUAAAGGGAAGGGCAUGCAGGUGAGCACAGACACACUUGAUAUCCAGAGAGCCAAGAAAGCAUCUGGAAUGGCCAGCCAGAUAGAAUAUAAGAAAGAUCUGGAAACAGAAAUCAAAGGGAAAGGAAUGCAAGUGAGCAUGGACGUUCUGGAUAUGCUGCGAGCCAAGAGGGCAUCGGAAAUCUAUAGCCAGAAAAAGUAUAAAGAUGAAGCAGAGAAGAUGCUUUCUAACUAUUCUCCUGUGGCGGAUACUCCUGAAAUCCAGAGAAUUAAGACAACUCAACAAAACAUUAGUUCAGUAUUUUAUAAGAAAGAAGUAGGAGCUGGCACAGCAGUAAAAGAUUCUCCAGAGAUUGAACGAGUGAAGAAAAAUCAGCAGAAUAUUAGUUCAGUGAAAUACAAAGAAGGGAUAAAGCAUGCAACAGCCAUUUCUGAUCCUUCAGAGCUAAAGAGAGUUAAAGAAAACCAGAAGAACAUCAGCAAUCUCCAGUACAAAGAGCAGAGCUACAGGGCAACCCCAGUCAGCAUGACGCCAGAGAUAGAGAGAGUGAGGAGGAACCAGGAGCAGCUGAGUACGGUAAAAUACAAAGGAGAGAUUAAACAGGCAACUGCAAUUUCUGAUCCACCAGAGCUGAAGAGAGUUAAAGAAAACCAGAGGAAUAUCAGCAAUGUUUAUUAUAAAGGUCAGCUGGGAAGAGCUACGCCUUUAAGUGUAACUCCUGAGAUGGAAAGAGUAAAGAAGAAUCAAGAAAAUAUUAGUUCGGUAAAAUAUACCCAGGACCAUAAACAGAUGAAAGGUAGACCAAGUCUUAUUUUAGAUACACCUGGUCUGAGACAUGUCAAAGAAGCGCAAAAUCAUAUUUCAAUGGUCAAAUAUCAUGAAGAUUUUGAAAAGACAAAGGGGAGGGGCUUUACCCCUGUCGUGGAUGACCCUGUGACAGAGCGCGUGAGGAAGAACACCCAGGUGGUCAGCGAUGCCGCUUACAAAGGUGUCCACCCUCACAUCGUGGAGAUGGACAGGAGACCUGGCAUCAUUGUUGACCUCAAAGUUUGGCGCACAGAUCCUGGCUCCAUCUUCGACAUUGACCCCCUGGAAGACAAUAUUCAGUCUAGAAGUCUACACAUGCUCUCUGCACCUGUUCUUCCUGGAGCCUACCAGCAGAGCCAUUCCCAAGGCUACGGGUACAUGCACCAGACCAGCCUGUCAUCCAUGAGGUCAAUGCAGCAUUCACCAAAUCUAAGGACCUACCGAGCCAUGUACGAUUACAGUGCCCAGGAUGAAGAUGAAGUCUCCUUCAGGGACGGCGACUACAUUGUCAACGUGCAGCCCAUCGAUGACGGCUGGAUGUACGGCACGGUGCAGAGAACUGGGAAAACCGGGAUGCUCCCAGCAAAUUACAUUGAGUUUGUGAAUUAAUUAUUUCCCCUUGCCCUUUGAGCUUUACUCUAAUGUAUACUAAACCUAGUCUUUUUAAAAGAUAGAAGACACUUUUAAGACAACUUGGCAGUUAUUUUACAAUAAUUUACCCUUACUUUGACAAUUAGACACACAGGUACCAGGAAGAAGGAAUGAUUUCUGGGCUGAGAACAGCAGCAUUUUCAGUAGUUCCUGUAAACAAAAUAAUUAGGUCUGGAGACCUGGUGCUGCUAAUUGUAUUACUGGGUUUUUUUUUGAUUGGCUACUGAACCCUUCUGGGGAGAUGUAUUUUUGUAGACUUUAAUAGAGAUGUUGAUUGUCUUGUAAAUGUAACACGUAUAUGAGACUUCUUAGCUGUCACUUUGGAAUCACCAGAAGCCAAUUCUCUUAAUUCAGCAACACAGCCAAUAAUUUAAAAACCGUGUAGCUUUGGAGUCAUUAGGCAAUUUCCAAUUCCAGUGAAAAUCCUCUAGUAUAAUAAAGUAAGCAAUGGCAAAAUGA
Myotis lucifugus (little brown bat) is the source of this 3480-nucleotide messenger RNA. RefSeq names its product nebulette. The record is from RefSeq and is a predicted model, not a curated record. Gene Ontology annotation, biological process: cardiac muscle thin filament assembly. Bases 202 to 2979 code for a protein of 925 amino acids. Lineage: Eukaryota; Metazoa; Chordata; Mammalia; Chiroptera; Vespertilionidae. Gene Ontology annotation, molecular function: actin filament binding. Gene Ontology annotation, cellular component: Z disc. The transcript has 26 exons.